AAAGAAAUUGGGAGAACGCCAUCAAUCGUAGAGUUGGUCGCUCGGACACACAAAAAGUCCGAUGGGACAUAUGUCGAUCCCCGUGCAGAACGAGUUGUAAGCACGGUAACUCAACGACUUACCCAACUCUCGCAAAAUGUUGGCGAUUCAGCGGGUUCUUCAUCCGGUCUCUCUGCAUCGGACCAAUAUCGUUGUUAUGUGGAGUCGGUCUCUCCAAAUAAGAGCCGCAUCUAUGGAUUAGGAGGAUUGCAGCGAGAUUUGUUCGAUGAUUUCGGUGCAGCAAUUCCUCCUGGCAUGCAGAACUAUCUCGAACAACAACGGCGGAUUGAGACACUCGAGCAACAACUUGCGGCGACGAGGCAACAAGUGUCUAACCUCGAACAAAUCGUCGAGUUUUUGCGGGGUGAUCGACCACUGCACAAUACGCCGCCAAGCUCGGGAGCAGAAACGACGGCACGUAAUCUCGGGACUAGCGAGGACGAAGAAACUCAUUGUUCAGUAUAA
Messenger RNA from Tarenaya hassleriana, 504 nucleotides. RefSeq lists its product as uncharacterized. Lineage: Eukaryota; Viridiplantae; Streptophyta; Magnoliopsida; Brassicales; Cleomaceae. The annotation marks the transcript as partial. The transcript is spliced from 3 exons. The record is from RefSeq and is a predicted model, not a curated record.